AUGUUUUACACCAAUUCUCACCGAUGCAAACGCUAUGGCUGUGCUGUUUGUGGUGGAAUAAAUCCUGCUAAUAAUAGGCCUGUCGUUCGAGUCACAGAAUGGGUUACUGGGACAACCUUAGCAGAUGCAUUGUUUCACGCCAACGAAACUUAUGUGAUUGAUGAUUUUACAGAGCGCCGAUGUCGAGCUUUGAGACAGGCUUAUGGCUCGAGGUAG
This is a messenger RNA of Protopolystoma xenopodis, 216 nucleotides long. The record is from the annotation of a GenBank genome assembly. Lineage: Eukaryota; Metazoa; Platyhelminthes; Monogenea; Polystomatidea; Polystomatidae.